AUGGAAAAAAAAAAAAAAAAAAAUAGUUUCUUGUUACAAAGCUAUUUUAAAAAAUCGUUAAAUUCACCCCAUAAAAAUAAUAAUGAUGAUUAUAAUAAUAAUUAUACAUAUGGUGAAAAUUCUCUUGUGAAAUUAACAAAUGAAUAUAAUAUAACAAGUGAUAAUACAAAGAAACUAUUUUGUAGAAGUCCCCUUGGAUUAGUUUCGUAUUAUCGUUGUACGGAAGGAACUGCGCAUAUUUUAUGUGACACUUCUGGAUGUAAUAGAUUUGGCUAUAUAAAAAAUUAUGACCAGUCAGACCACGUGUGGUAUUACCAGUUUGAAAGGGACGAACUCAUAAUUAAUAAAGAUCAGAGAGGGAAACAAUUGAAGGGAAACCAUUGCAUAAAAUUAAGCGGGAAGUCGAACUGUUAUAUAGAAAUCGAGUCAGAUAGUUGCCUGGAACUGUUAGGUGGGAAUUAUAGUAUGAAUGAAAAAAGUAUACUUAUAAAAAAAGAAAUUUUCAAAAACCUAACAAAUGAUAACAAUGAAGGUUUUACCUUUGAAAUGUGGAUAGGAAUAAAUGAGUCCUUUUUGGACAGAAAAGGAGAAAAACAAAAAAAAAAAAAAAAAAGUAAAAAAAAAAAAAAAUAUGUACAAUCGAGUGAAGAUGAAAAUGAAAAUGAAAAUGAAAAUGAGGAUGAUGAAGAAUAUGAUAGUUAUAUAAAUACUAAUGGUAAUAAAAAGAAAUGUAUAUGUUUAAUACAAAAAGGGAAAUCAUGUGAAUGGAAUAUUUUUCUAGUUAUCGAUAAUGAAAAAGAAGAAUGUUUCUUUGUUAUCAAUUUUAAAGAUAAGAAAUAUCAUUUUGAUACUUUUCCAAUAUUUCAUUUGAAAAGUAUUCUUAUAAAUAGACAUUACUGGAUAAAUAUAUCGAUUAUAUUUAAUUUAACUAUUGAUUUAAUAUAUGUGAUAUUAUCAGGAGAUGAUAAUUAUUUUUUAAGAGUGAUUAAAAAUUCCUAUUUAAUAUUUUAUAACAAUUUCUUAUAUCCCACAAAUUUCUUUAUCGAUAAUUAUAAGCAGUUACCGUUAUGUAUAGGAAUACAACCGGAGGGUGGUGAUGGAAUUAAUAUAAUGGAAGAAAAAGGAUAUCAUUUUUCAAAUGAUAGGGGGAAAAAGAAGGAUUCUAAAACUUUUACAGGGUUAGAAAGGGAAAAGAAAAAAGGAUAUGAUAAUGAUUAUGUAUACAUUCCUUUCUUAAUAACAGAAAUACGGUUAUACGUGUCUAGUCGUUCGGCUGAUUUGGUUAUGAAAGAAAAGAAAUCUGCUUUAACGGGUGAUUUUGCUUAUGGUGACAUGAGUUAUAGGAAAGAGAAAAAAAAGAAGAAGAAAUAUAAUACAAACUUUGAUGAAGAUGAAAGUGAAGCAUACGAUAAUGAUGAAGAUAAUAAUAAUAAUAAUAAUAAUAGUGAUGAGAGUUAUCACCAGAGUGAUAAUCAUAUAAAUAAUAAUUAUAGUUCUAAUAGUGACAACAAAAAUAAACACUUACAUUUAAAAAAAAAAAAGUAUGAAAAUAAUAAUGCACAAGUUAAAUAUAAAGGUUUGAAAAAACCACUGGUUAUAAAUUCUCCAGAUGAAAAUUCCGAAAGUGACGAAAUGAAUCAUGAUUUUGAUAAGGAUGGGAAAAAAGAACAUGUCAGAUCAUUGGAAAAACCAAAACACCGAACAAAAAACAAUAUGUAUAUAUCUCAUGAGAAAAAAAAAGAUGACGAGAAAGAUAUAUUUUUUAAAUACAACAAUGAUAUUGGAGCAGAGAAAAAAAACAUAGCAGAUCGGUGUAGUGAGUUUAAUAUAGAAAUUGAAGAAAUGAAGAAAAGGUUUAGCAAAUUUAGUGAUGAGAUGAAAGGAAAAGAAAGAAAAAGGAAUUAUAAAAAGGAGGAAAAAAGAAAGAUGAAUAAUGAUAAUAAUAAUGACAAAAACAAAAACAAUAACAAUAAUAAUAAUAAUAAUAAUAAUAAUAAUAAUAAAGAUUUUUUUCAAUUUGAUGGGGAAAAUUCAAACGAUUUUACACCUCAUUUUUCAAAUUCCAAAGGCUUUGAAGAAAAGGAUUCACCAAAUUCAUGUGAUGAUGAUUUUUUUGCAGGGAAUAAAAAAGAGAAGCAAAAAGGAGAGAAUAAAAUGGAUUACAUGAUGUCAAAGGAUAAUAAAAAAAAACAUGAUGUAAAUGUGUCAUCUGAUAGUUCGUCUGAAGUUGGUGAAAUAAAACAUAAAAAUAUAACAAAAAAUAAAAGGAAUGAUGAUAUUAUAAAUAAUAAUAAUUUUGUUAAUUUUGAUGAAAUAAAUCCUAAUGGAUCUUUUUAUUUCCACUUUUCUGAUGAAAAGGAUGAAUCAGGUGGUGAGGGAAACAAAAAUAACGAUGAUUUUUAUUUCGGGAAAGGAAAAGGAACAAACAUGAAAGAUGCAUUUGGUAAUAAUAAAAAAGGAGAAAAAAAAUUAGAAGAGAAAGGUUCUGAUGUGCUAAUAGAUGAUACAGAAAAGGGAGUUGUCAUAAUAUAUAAUAAGGAAGAGGAUGAUACGAAUAAAGAUUAUAAUAAAGAAAAAUAUAUAAAUUUCAUUGUGAACGAAUUUAAAGAUAAAUUCGAACAUGAAUUUAUUGACAAGUUUGUUGAUACGAUCGCAUCGAAACUUAAUUUGAGUACCAAAGAGAAAAUGGACAUUGUGGAGAAUAUAAAAAAUAGAGGAAAGGAAAAAACAGAAUUAACAUAUAAAGAAAUGCAUAAAACACAACAGUAUCAAAAUGAUCCAAGUUUAAAUUCAUUUUGGGGAGAUGAAAAAAAGAAUAAUAAUUAUGAUCUAGAUAUAGUAAAAGAGAAAUAUAGUGAGUUAAUGAAAAAAAAAGAAUUUUCAGAGCAAAAGCGUUUUUAUAACGAAAUUAAAGAAGAACUUAAAAGGGUUAAACAAAAAACAGUUAUUGAAAAAGAGAUGGAUGAUUAUAUAAAACAAAACCAGUUAAUGAAUGAGUAUUAUAGUAAAAAGUAUAAGCACUAUGAUAGUGACAAAAGUUCAGAGGAUAUUAUAGGUGAUGCUAAUGUGAAGAAAGGUCCUUUAAAUGAAGAAGAGUAUAAAUGUGUGGAAGAGGAUUUAGGUGAGGAGAAUAAGAUUGAAAAGGAUAAUUAUAAUAAAUGUGGUCAAGUUGGAGAAGGGUUAUAUCUCAACUGGGAUAAUAAAAAAAUCAUACAUGUUAGCCCGAAUGAUUAUGAUGAAGGAGAUGAUUACGUGGAGCAUAUAUAUUCGGAUGGUAGUAAUUCUGUUGUUAAUAUAAAGUAUGAAAAAAAAUCAGACGUGAGCGAUUUUACAUUUAAUAAGUAUAAAAAUGUGCGAGAUGACGAGGAAAAAAAAAAAAAAAAAAAAAGUAAAAAAAAAAAAGUAAAAAAUAAAAAAGUAAAUAAUGAUGAUGAUGAUGGUGAAGAUGAUGAAACAGAAUUUGAAGAAGUAGAGGGUAAAAAUGUAUAUAAGAAGAAAGAACAAAAAUAUACAUCACAUAAAGAUAAAGAUAAAGAUGUUCGUCCUUGUAAUGAGAAUGAUUCAUCUAUUAUUUAUCAUAAAGAUGGAAUUGUUUCAGAAUAUAGUAAUGCAAUUCUAUCCAAAGAAGAUGAGCAUUAUGAAAGAAGUUAUUAUGAUGAGACUUAUGACAAAAUGAAUAAAGAAGAAGAAAUGAAUAUAGGAAAGAAAUAUUAUAAAUACAUUUGUCCUUUAACCCCUUAUGAAAUAUAUAUUAUAGAGAAAUUUUAUAAACAUGGAAUAAAAGAAGAAUUAAAAGAAUUUAGAAAUAAGAAUUAUAUGUCUUGUAUUAACAAUAAUAAUCAUCAUCAUAAUAAUAAUAAUAUAUCAAGAAAUCCAAUUAAUAUAACAUAUAUUAAAUAUAAGAUAUGUUUAAUGAAAUCUUUGCUUAAGAUUAGUUUAAAGUAUAUUCAAGAGAAGAAAUAUACAAAAGCUUUAAAAGUAUGUAUACGUAAUAGUGACUAUAUAAAAAAUUUUGUUAGAAGUUAUUGUAUUUUAAAAUAUAAGAAAUUAAAAGAUAAUCACAAAUAUAUUGAUUUUUAUUUAAAUUUAGAUAGUUCCGAAAUAACUAUGGAUGAAUUAAAGAAUGUAUUAAAAACGAAUGUAAGGAAUAUAACAAUAUGUAAAAUCUUAUUAAUGAUUAAUGAAUAUAAGCAUUAUAGAUAUAUUGAGAAUUCAUCACUUAUAUUAAUAUUAUAUUCUAUAUUAUGUCGAAUUAUAGUAAAUACGAAAUUAUUACAAUAUGUUCUAAAGAAAUUUAUAAAAAGUUUGUUUGUGAGAGGAUGUUUAUUUUAUGUUCAAAAGAUGUGUGAAUUUUAUUUCUUGUUAUUUCCUUAUGAAAAUAAGGGCAAAUAUGAAUCCUUCACAACAAAGGGUGGAAAAAAAGAAAAUGUGCAACAUAAUAAUAAAAUGUUAUUGAACCAGAUAUAUGAGCUUUCAAAAAACAAUUUUCUUAUAUAUUCAACAUGUUAUAAGAGUCAUAAAUUUGCUCAAAUAAAUAAUUAUCAAUUCAAUUUUGAAAAGUGCAUAUCAUAUUUUUCUCCUGAGUGGGGAUAUUAUAUAUAUACAACAAGUAAUUUUAAUAUUUUUUCUUCAACAGUCAAAUUUAAUGGUUUUCUAAAAAGUUCCUCUGUAGACUUUUCCUUAAUAUCAGAGGAAAAAUAUGAAUCAUUAUUUGAUGACCCUUCGAUGGUUAUUCAGUAUGAUGUAAAUAGUGACAAGGUCAAUAUAUUUGGACAGCCAAAUGAUAUAUUGAAGGGUGGAUAUCCGGAGGGAUUGUCAAAAUCGGUGCCCUUUGUGGGUGACGAAUUAUUGAUAGAAAAUAAGGAAAAUAAUAAAAAUGGUGGUGAUAAUAAUAAAAAUGGUGAUGAUAAUAAUAAAAAUGGUGAUGAUAAUAAUAAAAAUGGUGAUGAUAAUAAUAAAAAUGGUGAUGACAAUCAAAUUAAUUGUGAUGACAAUCAAAUUAAUUGUGGUGACAAUCAAAUUAAUUGUGGUGACAAUCAAAUUAAUUGUGGUGACAAUCAAAUUAAUGUUGAUGAUAAUAAUUUAGAAUGUGACUCCUUCAAUGUUGGAAAUCGUAAUGAUUGUAUCGUUCUUCAUGGAAGUAAUACAGAAGAAGGGAAUAAACUUUUAUCAUCCGAACCCAUGAAUUCAAAUGAAAUAAAAAAUACGGUAGAAGAUAUAUCGGCGAAGAAUGAUUGUUUACAUGAAUAUUUAUUAAAUUAUGAAAAAAAGAAAAGAAAUUAUUACAUUAUCGAUGAAAAUUUAAAACGAAUUCAAUUUAGUAGGAACAAAACCAAUUACCAUUUAGAAACAUUUUAUGAGCUUGAUAAUGAUGAUAAAAAUAAUGAAAAUAAUAAUAGAAAAAAUAAAUUAGAAGAUAAUGUUAUGAGUAAAAUCAAUCGUGAUGCAUAUUUAAAUUCAUCGAAAUAUGCUUAUAAAAAUACUCAACUAUUAGGAAGUUGUCCAUAUUGUAAACAUGCUUUUAAUUUUUUUACAAGAACGUGUAACAUAUGUCAAAGAUAUGUACAUAUAUGUUAUUAUCUUUUCAUUUAUUGUACCUAUAAAUACCACUGCGAGUUGUGUGAUGCAACUUAUUCAGAAAAG
Molecule: messenger RNA, 5643 nt
Organism: Plasmodium reichenowi
Lineage: Eukaryota; Apicomplexa; Aconoidasida; Haemosporida; Plasmodiidae
Exons: 2
Biological process (GO): ribosomal large subunit assembly
Cellular component (GO): preribosome, large subunit precursor
Molecular function (GO): rRNA binding
Source: RefSeq, a predicted model, not a curated record